AUGGCUUCCCUGGCCGCCCGUGCUUCCCGGCUUCCUCUAUCGCUCAUCGGACUUCCGUAUCAGUUUGGCCGUCGUGCGGCCCCGACAGAUUAUCAAAUGGCACGGGGACCAGAAGUCCUGCUGGCGCCUUCUGCCGUGCCCGCUGCCCUCAAGGAAAUGUCAACUGACAUUGACCUGGUGUUCUUGGACGAUCUGGACGACCCGAAGACUGGUCCAAACGAUGUCCGGCCAGUCCUUCUCGGCGACCAGAUGAUCCGCCAGCUCCAUCAGAACAACGCCCUUGCCGCGGCUGUGAGAGCAGCGCGAAGUAACGGUCGCUUCCCUGUCUGCUUCUCGGGCUGUUGCAACAGCUCUCUGGGCAUCGUGGGGGGCAUUGACGACCCAAAUCUAGGCAUGGUCUGGUUCGAUGCCCAUGCUGACGACUACACGCCUGAAACCAGUCCGACCGGGUUCUUUGACGGCAUGCCAGUUUCCAUCAUUGCCGGAGAAUGCUGGAAGAGGUGGCGGGAGAAGAUCCAGGGGUUUCACGUUAUUCCACCGCAAAGGAUAUCCCAGGUCGGCCUCCACGACCGGAGUGCGUACGCAGAAAGCCCAGGACGUCGCGCCGGCGUAGGUCACCUGGUAGACCCGGCCGCGGUGCUGCUUUUCGGCUUUGAAGGAGCCUUUCUGCGGACAUUGGACCAAAUCAAGGCACGCACCGAUCGUGUAUAUGUACAUGUUGACACCGAUGUGAUCGACGCAAAAAUCAUGCGGGCCAACCUUUACUGUGCCGAGGGCGGCGUGACCCCGGAGCAGAUGAUUUGGGCCGUCGAACAGAUCGCUAAAACCGUGCGGAUUGAGGCCCUGAACUUCGCCUCCUUCGACGCUGCCGUUGACCCGAACGCUCCAGCCAUUCUAACGAAGAUGAUCCAAGGCAUAGUUGGGGUGAUCCAGAGGAGCCGAGCCUCGUGA
This is a messenger RNA of Exophiala spinifera, 951 nucleotides long. RefSeq lists its product as uncharacterized. Gene Ontology annotation, cellular component: cytoplasm; nucleus; cytosol. NCBI's taxonomy places the organism in Eukaryota, Fungi, Ascomycota, Eurotiomycetes, Chaetothyriales, Herpotrichiellaceae. The transcript has a single exon. Gene Ontology annotation, molecular function: arginase activity; manganese ion binding. The coding region runs from base 1 to 951 and encodes 316 amino acids. The record is from RefSeq and is a predicted model, not a curated record.